Messenger RNA from Phyllostomus hastatus (greater spear-nosed bat), 636 nucleotides. RefSeq names its product melatonin receptor 1B (gene MTNR1B). Lineage: Eukaryota; Metazoa; Chordata; Mammalia; Chiroptera; Phyllostomidae. The record is from RefSeq and is a predicted model, not a curated record. Gene Ontology annotation, cellular component: membrane. Gene Ontology annotation, biological process: G protein-coupled receptor signaling pathway. Gene Ontology annotation, molecular function: melatonin receptor activity.
AUGCCUGAGAAGGGAUCUUUUGCCAACUGCUGCGAGGCGGGUGGGUGGGCCUCGCGGCGAGGCUGGCAGAGGUGAGCUGCAUGCACCCAUCAGGGGUAUCCUCAGCCUCCCUGGGUGGCAGCCGUUCUGUCUGCCGUGCUCUUUGUCACCACCGUGGUGGACAUCCUGAGCAACUUGUCCGGGCUGGUCAUCCUCUCAGAACUCAGGAACCGCAAGCUGCCCUUGCAAAUGGCUGCUCACACUGCCACCGUCACCCCAGCCUUCAGUGACUGCCCUCAUCACAGACCAAGGCUCAACUCCAGAGCACCUCAGCCCCUAUGUAUCUGGGUGCUGAUGCUCCAGGCCGGUAGGAAGGCCAAGUCAGAGAGCAGGCUGCGCCUGAGGCCCAGCAUCAUCCGGAACUUUCUAAACAUGUUCCUGGUGUUUGUGAUCUUCACCAUCUGCUGGGCCCCACUGAACGGCAUCAGCCUUGCUAUGGCCAUUAACCCAAAAGAAAUAGCUCCUCAGGUUCCAGAAGGGCUCUUUGUUAAGAGCUACUUCCUGGCUUACUUCAACAGCUGCUUGCGUAUCAUCUAUGGACUUCUGAACCAGAACUGCUGCAGGGAGUUUGCAAGACACUCACACUCUCCCCACUGA